AUGCCGGUACAAGCCGGUCCACCAGUUGAUAUGCUUGUCCUUCCGAACUCCAUCACAGCCUUCUUCUUCGAUGUGGCGUGGAAGGCGGGGGUCAGCGGGCAAUGCAUAUUCAAGGAGUGGGUCAUGGAGGUGUACCAAGCCUCGGAAGAUCCAGACGACUGGGCCUUCGCACCUCUCCCUACCUUCCAGGUAACCACCACCAUGGCUACGGUUCCAGCAGAUGCACCGGAGAACCUCACUGUGAGCAACGAGACAGCAUACACCUUUCUGCUCGAGUUCGACGCCGGCGAGCCAUAUGUGGGCGCCUUACUGCAUAGCAGCAAGCCAAGCAAGCAUGAACGACUUUGA
Symbiodinium pilosum is the source of this 348-nucleotide messenger RNA. The record is from the annotation of a GenBank genome assembly. NCBI's taxonomy places the organism in Eukaryota, Dinophyceae, Suessiales, Symbiodiniaceae.